Molecule: messenger RNA, 2889 nt
Organism: Helianthus annuus (common sunflower)
Lineage: Eukaryota; Viridiplantae; Streptophyta; Magnoliopsida; Asterales; Asteraceae
Exons: 3
Coding region: 1-2889 (962 amino acids)
Biological process (GO): telomere maintenance; DNA repair
Molecular function (GO): DNA helicase activity
Source: RefSeq, a predicted model, not a curated record
AUGGCCGUUUAUACUGUGGAAUUUCAAAAACGUGGAUUGCCUCAUGCUCACAUUUGCAUUUUUUUGAAACCGGAAUCCAAAAUUUUGUCCGUUGAUCAUCUUGACAAGUUCAUUUCUGCUGAGAUACCUGAUAAGAGAGAAGAUCCAAGCCUAUAUGCACUUGUGACUGAUUUCAUGAUUCAUGGUCCAUGUGGAAAUGCAAAUCCGAGUUGUCCUUGUAUGGUUGAUAGUAGAUGUUCAAAAAACUAUCCCAAAAAAUUCAACCCUGAGACCACCACUGAUGCUGACGGUUUCCCUGUAUAUAGAAGAAGAGACAAUGGAAACACUGUUAUAAAGUCCAACGUUCAAUUAGACAACAGAAGUGUUGUUCCUUAUAGUCUGGUUCUUUUGAAAAGAUACCAAGCUCACAUUAAUGUUGAAUGGUGCAAUCAAGCUGGUUCUAUUAAAUAUUUGUUCAAGUACAUUAAUAAAGGCGCAGAUAGAGCUUCCCUUGUAGUGUCAAACCGAGACGGUACAGAAAAUGAACAAACAACAAAGGAUGAGAUCAAAGCGUAUUAUGAUGGUAGGUACGUUUCAGCAUGUGAAGCUUCUUGGAGGAUAUUUGCAAAUGAGGUUCACUUUAGGUUUCCUCCAGUUAUGAGACUUCCUUUUCAUCUUGAAGGUCAACAAAAUGUUGUAUUUGGAGCCGAGGACGAUAUACAAGAAGUUUUGGAUAAGCCAUCAGUUUCUUCUUCGAUUUUUCUAAAGUGGUUUGAGAUGAACAGAAACGAUGAAGAUGCACGGAAACUUACCUAUGUUGAGUUUCCUACUAAAUUCUGUUGGAAGUUAACAGAUAGAGUAUGGAAACCCCGUAAAAGAAAGCUGUUACAGAUCGGACGGAUUCAUUCUGUUUCCCCUGCUGUGGGUGAACCGUAUUUUCUUAGAAUUCUCCUAAACAAAGUCAAAGGACCCAAAUCGUUUGAAGAUAUUAGAACUGUUGAUGGUCAGGUGUUUCCAACUUUCAGGGACGCGUGUUAUGCUAUGGGUUUGUUAGAUGAUGACAUGGAGUACAUUGAAGCAAUUAAGGAAGCCAAUUUUGCGGGUGAUGGUCGUUAUACUCGUGCACUUUUUGUUACUUUGUUGUUGUCAAACACAUUGUCAAGACCUGAAUAUGUAUUUGAACAAACAUGGAAAUUAUUGGGCGAUGACAUCUUAUACAAUAGAAGAAGAUCAACAAAAAACAAAGAACUUGUAAUGUCUGAUGAGAGGUUGAAGAAUCAGACAUUGGUUGAGAUUGAAAAGUACCUGAUUCGAAAUGGUUCCUCUUUGAUACGAUGGCCGACAAUUCCUUAUCCUGAUUACGAUUCCUUUGAUGUUGGAAACAAUCGUUUGGUUGACGAAGAAUUAUCUUUUGAUAUUCCGCAGCUUCAGAGUGAGUUACAUACUCUUAUAUCUUCAUUGACUGACGAACAAAUGUCCAUUUAUAAUCAAAUUAUGACAGCAGUUGAAGAUGGAAAAGGAGGUGUAUUUUUUGUAUAUGGAUAUGGUGGAACAGGUAAGACAUUUCUCUGGAAGACUUUAGCUUUAUCCGUUAGGUCUAGAGAACAGAUCGUACUAAAUGUUGCUUCGAGUGGUAUUGCUUCUUUGCUAAUGUCAAGAGGUAGAACGGCACAUUCUAGAUUUCACAUUCCCAUAAAUUUAGAUGAGAGUUCGAUGUGUCACAUAAGGGCUGAUGGUGAUGUAGCCUACUUGCUUAAGCAUACUAGGUUAAAUAUAUGGGAUGAAGCACCCAUGGUACAUAGGCAUGCGUUCGAAGCUUUAGACCGAACCUUUAAAGAUGUUUUGGUUGACAAAAGCAAUUCUCAGUCGGAUGUUUUAUUUGGAGGUAAAGUAAUUGUGUUUGGUGGUGAUUUUAGGCAAAUUCUUCCUGUUAUUCCAAACGGAAGUAGGCAAGAAAUUGUUAAUGCUUCGUUGAGUUCAUCUUACAUAUGGUCACACUGUAAAUUACUUACCUUAACAAAAAACAUGAGGUUGACUAUCGGUGCUUCACAAUCCACAAUGGUGGAGACUGAGAAAUUUGCCAAAUGGCUUCUUGAUAUCGGGGAAGGUAAAGUUGGAGGUGACAACGAUGGCGUUGCAAUUGUAGAAAUACCUUCUGAUAUUCUAAUUACAGAUUCUUCCGAUCCCAUUGAAAGUUUAAUUCGAUUUGUGUAUCCGUCGGUUUUAGAAAGAUAUAUGGAUCUAGAUUAUUUUUCUGAAAGAGCCAUUCUGACACCGAAAAAUGAGGUCGUUCAUGAAAUAAAUGAUCGAUUGUUAGAGUUGUUUCCUGGUGAACCAGUAGAGUACCUAAGCUCUGAUACUAUAUGUGAAACUGAAAAAGGUAUUGAUUCCUUCCAACAAGAGUUGUAUUCACCUGAUGUUUUGAAUGGUUUAAAGAUAUCUGGUUUACCAAAUCAUCGUCUGGUUCUAAAAGUUGGUGUUCCUAUUAUGCUUCUUAGGAACAUUGACCAACAGAAUGGAUUAUGUAAUGGUACAAGGUUAAAAGUUACAUAUCUUGGAAAGAGGGUUAUGGAAGGUGAAAUUAUAUCAGGUGCUAAUGUUGGAACUAGAACGUUCAUUCCAAGAAUUAGCAUGAUUCCAUCCGACAAAAAAAUACCUUUUGCUUUUCAAAGACGACAAUUUCCUGUUGCUGUGUGUUUUGCUAUGACAAUCAACAAGAGUCAAGGCCAGUCUUUGUCUAAGGUUGGUCUUUAUUUAAAAGAACCAGUUUUCACACAUGGCCAGUUAUAUGUGGCAUUAUCUAGAGUUAAAUCAAGACAAGGGGUGAAGAUAUUAAUUCUUGAUAAGGAUGGGAAACCUACUAAUACAACAACCAAUGUUGUUUAUAAAGAAGUGUUCACUCACCUUUGA